Nematostella vectensis (starlet sea anemone) is the source of this 2066-nucleotide messenger RNA. Its product is annotated as protein BTN1. Gene Ontology annotation, biological process: regulation of intracellular pH. Lineage: Eukaryota; Metazoa; Cnidaria; Anthozoa; Actiniaria; Edwardsiidae. Gene Ontology annotation, cellular component: vacuole; membrane. The record is from RefSeq and is a predicted model, not a curated record. The coding region runs from base 495 to 1847 and encodes 450 amino acids. The transcript is spliced from 2 exons.
GGCCGAUCCAAUUAACAAAACAAAAUACAUCCCAAAACUUAUUAUGGUGAAUCCAAAUACUUAAUUCUCGCCCGGGCGACAAGAUUAACCAGAGUCUUCCAUUAUUUUUUUACUGAUAAUCAAAGAUAUUGAUGGAAGGUGACGUGGCAUGGAUAUCGAAUGGCUAACUUGCACUUGUCUUUUGGUGUUUUACUAUUCAAUUAUUUAUUGACAACAAAGAACACAUAUAAGAAACAGAACCUAAAUAUUGACGAAAAAAGAACAGCGAUGGUGUUAAACUUUGGGCAAAUUAAAACAGCCGACAGCUUUGCAGUGAGGUAAAUCGCUUUUUUCAUAUAAAAAGUCUCAUGUGUUUAACAGCAGUUCUGUUUGGUCUUUUUAGACAUACCUAAGAUUUUUUUUCACAUGGUCUGAAGGUGUGAUAAACUUUACAGGUCACAGGUCAUAGAUUCUGUGGCACUGCAUAGGAAGAUCACGGAGCGUCAAAGUAAAAGAUGGACCAAACAAGGAAACAAUCUCACCCUGUGUUGUGGUUCUUCGCCUUUGGGCUUUUGACCAUGGUUUACGACGAGAUGUGUCUUACGGCGGCGCAGGACUUCUUAUCCGGGAGCAAAAUCGCUACCACCACGGUGAUUCUUUGCAUUGCUAUCCCAGUCAUCGCGGUAAAGUCAACAAUACCUUGGGUCACCCAAAGAGUGCCAUACAAUGUGAAAAUCCCAGUGAUUACAUUCGUCUUCAUGGGUGGACUGUUGACCUUGGUGUUGGCGCCGCGAGUGGGGUAUCGCCUUGUCGGGGUUAGCGUGGUAGAGGUCGGCGUCGCGUGCAGUGAGAUCACCAUCAUGUCUCUGACUGCGUUCUAUGGGGAUGUCACGGUGGACGCGUUUGUAGCGGGCAUCGGGAUGUCGUCCCUGUUUGGACCAUUCUACUACACUGCUCUAACCACGUGGAUCGACUUGUCUCCUCGUACCACCGUCAUGUCAACAAUACCGUGGCCACUUUUUCUAUUGGUACUCUUCGGGACUCUCGAUAAGGGGCCUCUCAAGCAUGCAUCCCAGCAUAAAAGAGCCCACCUCGAUCAAGGACCGAAAACUCAUGACUCGUCUAAGAGCAGCCAACUAACGGAAGGGGAAAAAAGUGAAGAGAUGCGAGAUAAACAGGGUGGAGUAUCGGGGAGUAGCGGGGUGGCAGACAUAAAUGGAGUAGAAACGGCACCCAAAGCGCAACUAUCAAUGCGGGACAAACUGUCGGUGGCACUUGAAAUCUCCCCUCUAAUUUUCAGUCUUUUCCUGACGUAUUUUUGCGAAUAUCUCUCCAAUCAUGCAGUUAUCACGACCCUGGCGUUUCCAAACUCGACGUUCAGUCCCAGAGACCACUACCCGUACUAUAUCCUCAUUUAUAAUAUCGGCAAGUUUAUAGGCCGCUCGCAUAUAUUCUUUUUCGCUUGUCUGCUGCCAUCUCUGUUGCCUUACAUUUUAGUCAGACAGACGUGGCGACUGGCUAUCCUCGAGUUUGUGCACUUCGUACUUUUUCUUUCGUUGUCAUGGUUCCGGUUCAUUCCUUACGUUUCCGCUGUACUUGUUUUGUGUUUUACUGAAGGCUUCAUCGCGGGCUCAAUCUAUGUUAACUCCGUGCACACAGUUUCAAAGACGAUUGCGGAGACUAAGAGAAAGGAGUUCGCUCUGGGCUUGAUAACUAUUGGGAACGCAGUGGGUAAGAUGUGCGCCGGGUUUGUAGGGCUUUGGCAGGAGCCUUGGCUGAGAACACAUUGUAUAGGAGACUUGAAGUUGGGAGCUUACUGCUUUACACGGCAUGACGGAGAGAUAGACAGGGGGUGGGAGGAUAGAUAAGAGGAAUUAGUUGCGUAACCCUGGUAACCAAGAGCUGUUGCCACGGAUACGCAAAUCUAAGUCCCGGGAAGUAUAGUUGUGACCCCAAAAGUGGGUUGUGGCAAGUCUACCUGGGCAAAUGCGUAAUCAGGAUUGAGGAAGUGUGGGAUGUUUGCGUUGGCAGUGAUUCCUGGGAUUCUCUUUCCCCUCCCUUUACCUUGAAAACACAGGCGCGUACAC